CAUCCGGUUUUGACUCGUGCGGCGGUUAGAGAAUGAGGCGCUAAAGAAGAAGGAGAAUUGCAGUUUCGCUUCACGACUCAUUAUUAAGUAGCUAGUAAAAUAAACAAAAUAAUUUAUUGUCUGAGCUCUUUCUUUCAAUAAACAAGACAUGAGCGACAACGAAAAGGAUUUCGGCGAGCGGGACUCGCGCUCUGCUUCCAGGAGUGUGAGCCCACGGGGUUCUGGGAAGUCUGCCAGCCACUCCCCUGCCCAUUCCCCUGCCCAGUCCAAAGAUGGCUCCAGACAUUCCCGCUCCAAGUCCCACUCCCGGUCUCGCUCUAAGUCCAGGUCUCGUUCCCACAGAAGCUCCCGUCGGCACUAUUCCCGCUCUCGCUCCCGUUCCCACCGCCGCCGUUCCCGUAGCCGUUCCCGUAGCGGGGAAUACCGCCGCCGUCGGAGCCACAGCCACUCGCCCAUGUCCAACCGCCGCAGACAUAUCGGCAACCGGGCCAACCCAGAUCCUAACUGCUGCCUGGGCGUGUUUGGCCUGAGCUUGUACACCACAGAGAGGGACCUUAGAGAUGUGUUCUCCAAGUACGGCCCCCUAGCGGAUGUCAGCAUCGUCUAUGACCAGCAGUCACGACGCUCCCGCGGCUUUGCCUUUGUCUACUUCGAGGUCCGAGAGGACGCUAAUGAGGCUAAGGAGAGAGCGAAUGGAAUGGAGUUGGAUGGAAGGAGGAUCCGGGUGGAUUUCUCCAUCACCAAGCGACCACACACGCCUACACCUGGGAUAUAUAUGGGACGGCCCACAUAUGGAGGAGGCGGUGGAGGUGGUGGAGGCAGUGGAGGUGGCGGUGAAAGGAGCAGUGGACCCAGCUCAGGCUCAUCUCGACGCAGCUCAAGGGAUUACGACCGUGGCGGUGAUCGGGGCUACGACAGGGGCUACGACCGCGGCUACGACCGCUACGAUGACCGCGAGUGCUACAGGUCCUACAGACGCAGGUCUCCGUCCCCGUACUACAGCCGAGGGGCCUACAGGUCUCGCUCACGGUCACGAUCCUACUCCCCGCGCCACUACUGAGUAGUGAGAGAAGAGGAUCAAGCUGAAGAUGAAGACUAUUUUUGUGGGGUGGAUGUAGGGUCAGGGUGGGUGAGGUUGGGAGGGGGUGUCAUUUAAACAGUCUUUUUAUUUGUGAUUUCUUUUUCUUCAGUGGUUUAAUUUCUGUCCGUGAGCUUCUUGGUCACCCUUGGCCCCUAUUGUGUUUGGAGUUGUUGUCAAUUUGUUUAUCCAUCUCUGUAUUUGCUUCUCCAGGCUCUUUUUUUGAUACAUUUAACUAUAAACCAACAGAGCCUGGAGAAAAGAGAUGGAUUAACAAAUGAACAGCCUGUGCAAACACAAUGGGGGCUGACUGAGACAUUCAUGGAUAGAAACCUAUUGCAUGGUAGGCUAGGGUAAAGGGCUACAUGUAAACCCAGCUCUAGGAUCAGAACUUAACUGUUAGGGUGACGAUAUCUGUAUCAGUGGUUAGGGGAAACCAAUUUUAUGUUGUGAAGGAGCCACUAGGUAAAAGCACUAGAAGGCUAGUUCUGUGAUGUGUACCAUGAUUUUAUGUCUGCAGUAUUCCAAGCAAUAAAACUGCAUAUUUUCAAGAU
This is a messenger RNA of Esox lucius (northern pike), 1632 nucleotides long. RefSeq names its product transformer-2 protein homolog beta. Gene Ontology annotation, biological process: positive regulation of mRNA splicing, via spliceosome. Bases 149 to 1060 code for a protein of 303 amino acids. Gene Ontology annotation, molecular function: RNA binding. Gene Ontology annotation, cellular component: spliceosomal complex. The transcript is spliced from 8 exons. The record is from RefSeq and is a predicted model, not a curated record. Lineage: Eukaryota; Metazoa; Chordata; Actinopteri; Esociformes; Esocidae.